This is a messenger RNA of Arabis nemorensis, 2604 nucleotides long. NCBI's taxonomy places the organism in Eukaryota, Viridiplantae, Streptophyta, Magnoliopsida, Brassicales, Brassicaceae. The record is from the annotation of a GenBank genome assembly.
AUGAGAGCUAACCGCUCUCUCUUGUUUGGCCUUUUUUGUGCCCUAGCCACCGCCAUAUUAGUUGACGGCCAAAGUCAAUCAGGUUACAUCAGUAUCGAUUGCGGCGUAGCUCCUAACAAAAUUGAGAAAGACAUUGUUACUGGUAUCUAUUACUCUUCUGAUGAUUCUUUCAUAACCACCGGAGUAAAUUUCAACGUCUCUGAAGAAUACGGUUACCCGAAAAACCUCUUUUUGCCCUACCCUCUUGCUGACUUAAGAGCUUUCCCUCAAGGAAACAGAAACUGUUACACCUUAAAUCCUUCAGAAGGAAAAAAAAAUCUUUAUCUCAUCAGAGCCUCCUUUAUGUACGGGAACUAUGAUGGUAAAAAUGGUCUGCCCGAAUUCGAUCUCUACCUAAACGUGAACUUCUGGUCGACAGUGAAAUUCAAGAAUGCUUCUGAUCAAGUCUACAAAGAGAUCCUAAGCUUUGCAACGUCAGAGACAGUAUACGUUUGCCUUGUGAACAAAGGUAAAGGAAUUCCUUUUAUUUCAGGCUUGGAGCUCCGGCCAGUGAAUAGCUCAAUCUACGGUACUGAAUUUGGAAGAAAUGUCUCUUUGGCUCUCUAUCAAAGAUGGGACACUGGAUAUUUAAACGGAACAGGACGGUACCAGAAUGAUAUAUAUGACCGUAUCUGGUCUCCAUACACCCCGGUUUCUUGGAUUUCAACCAAGACAACUGAGUACCUCGACAUUUUCCAGAGCGGUUAUAGGCCACCAGAUGAAGUUAUUAAGACAGCUGCUUCGCCUAAAAGCGGUGAUGGUCCAUUGGAAAUUGUCUGGACAUCAGAGGAUUCAAAUGCUCGGUUCUAUGCAUAUCUUCAUUUCGCGGAACUAGAAAAGCUCGAGAAGAAUGAGAGUCGAAAGAUCAAGAUUUUGUGGAACGGUUCCCCUGUUUCCGAAACUUCUUUCCUUCCUUCUUCGAAAUAUUCAAUGACGUUUUCUAAUUCAAGAGCUUUCACUGGUAAAGAUCAUUUGAUUUCUGUUCAGAAAACCGAAGAUUCUACGCUUCCACCAAUUCUCAAUGCUAUCGAGAUCUUUACCGCACAAUCUCUUGAUGAAUUUUUCACUGCAAUUGAAGACGUUCACGCGGUAGAAGAUAUCAAAUUAACGUACAAAGUGAAUAAGGUUUGGAGUGGGGAUCCUUGCUCCCCAAGACUAUUCCCUUGGGAAGGUAUUGAAUGCAUCUACAACAAUCCUAAUUAUCAUAUCAAAUCCCUUAAUCUUAGCUCAAGCGGAUUACAAGGUCCAAUAGCCUCUGCAUUCAGAAAUCUCAAAUUUCUUGAGUCAUUGGAUUUAUCGAACAACGGCCUACAACAAAAUGUGCCAGAGUUUUUGGCUGAUCUGAAACAUUUGAAGUUCCUGAAUUUGAAAGGAAAUGAUUUUACUGGCUUUAUCCCAAAAUCUCUUAUGAAAAAAUUGAAGGACGGUGUGCUUGCACUCAGUGUGGAUGACCGAAACAUUUGUAACUCACAUUCAUGUGAAGAUAAGAACAAGAACAACAUGGUCGUGCCAAUAGCUGUAGCCACAUCAGUGAUCGUUCUCCUUGUGAUCCUGAUUAUCAUAUGGAUCAUACUAAGGCAAAGAAAAAGAAGAGGUAAUUCACGACCAGGACCACUCUUGCCUUCAGGGAAGAGAAGGUUCACGUACAAUGAGGUUUCUAGCAUUACAAAAAACUUCAAUAAAGUGAUCGGUAAAGGAGGUUUUGGAAUCGUCUACCUCGGUUCUCUUGAAGAUGGGACUGAAAUUGCUGUAAAAAUGAUGAAGGAUCCUUCAUCGACAAAACCUCAAUUACCAUCAUCAUCAUCCCCAGCUUCCAAAGAAUUCCAAGUCGAGGCAGAGCUUCUUUUGACAGUCCAUCACAGGAACAUAGCCUCGUUUGUUGGAUACUGCGAUGAUGACCGUAGUAUGGCUCUCAUCUACGAGUACAUGGCCAAUGGCAACUUGCAGGAUUAUCUUUCAAGUGAGAAUGCAGGGCAUCUUAGCUGGGAAAAGAGACUCCAUAUAGCCAUAGACUCUGCACAAGGAUUGGAGUAUUUGCACAAUGGAUGCAUGCCAUCAAUAAUACACAGAGACGUUAAAACAGCAAACAUUCUUUUGAACGAUAACUUGGAAGCCAAGAUUGCCGAUUUUGGCGUUUCCAAGGUCUUCCCUGAGGACGAUCUCAGCCACAUCGAGACUGUAGUCAUGGGCACUCCCGGCUACAUUGAUCCUGAAUAUUACCGCACGUUUAUGCUGAACGAGAAAAGCGACGUGUACAGUUUCGGGAUCGUCCUUCUUGAACUCAUCACGGGUCAGCGAGCCAUUGUGAAAACCGAAGACGGAGACAAAAUCAGUGUCGUUCACUUCGUCGAGCCUUUCUUCGAGAUGGGGGAGCUUGAGGGUGUCGUGGACCCGCUGCUUCGUGGCGACUACUCAUUGGACUCAGCUUGGAAAUUUGUGGAAGUGGCAAUGUCUUGCGUUAGAGACAGAGGAUUCAACAGACCAACAAUGAACCAGAUCGUGUCUGAGCUACAGCAGUGCUUAGCCGCUGAGCUGGCUCGUGAGCCACUGAGCCAUGAGGUUUGA